Molecule: messenger RNA, 362 nt
Organism: Parasteatoda tepidariorum (common house spider)
Lineage: Eukaryota; Metazoa; Arthropoda; Arachnida; Araneae; Theridiidae
Source: RefSeq, a predicted model, not a curated record
UGGAAACACACCUGAAACUAGAGGAACAGCAUUUGUUGUUUAUGAAGAUAUUUUUGAUGCAAAAAAUGCAUGUGACCAUUUGUCUGGAUUUAAUGUUUGUAAUCGAUAUUUAGUAGUACUAUACUACCAAUCCAACAAGGCAUUCAAGAAAGUUGAUACUGAUAAGAAACAAGAGGAAAUAGAUAAAGUCAAAAAGAAAUAUGGAGUUACUACUGAUGACUAGUGACACACAAAACAAAGUGGUGAAAAAAUAUACACUUCUUGUACAUAUUUGAGUUUUUAUUUCCUUUUUUUAUAAAAUAGUAAAGGGAAGCAUAAUCUUUAAUUUGUAUGUGUUCAAAAUAAAAUAUGUUUGCCAAAAA